Messenger RNA from Linepithema humile (Argentine ant), 3590 nucleotides. It is a transcript of the gene tup, whose product is annotated as LIM1_Isl and LIM2_Isl domain-containing protein tup. Gene Ontology annotation, molecular function: DNA binding; DNA-binding transcription factor activity, RNA polymerase II-specific. Gene Ontology annotation, biological process: positive regulation of transcription by RNA polymerase II; axonogenesis; neuron fate specification. The record is from RefSeq and is a predicted model, not a curated record. NCBI's taxonomy places the organism in Eukaryota, Metazoa, Arthropoda, Insecta, Hymenoptera, Formicidae.
UAGACGGCAGCGGAAAAUAGCUCCGCAUUAUUAUGUCUCCAUAAAUAUGUAAAUAUUAUUUCCGAAUAUUAUUUUAUAUCCGAAAAGUACGUAAGCUUACGAAAGUACUUUAGGUUUAGCAUAGUCGGGUGAUAAUGAGAUGCGCAAAAUUAAAUAUAAAAUUUUCCGCUGCCGUUUGCAUGCCUGCUUUCGGACGAGUGUCGAACGGAAUAGCUCCGUGCGAUUUCGUAUUUGUUCGAGUUUCUUCUUUGUCAUGAAUGACAAAGUUCGUGUCGAUUAAUAAUCGGUAGUGUCGAAUAAAAUAUCACGCGAUCGUAUUUUCGCGAGUUAGGAGCAGCCAUCGAUGGAUCACCGAGAGGAGGAGGAGGUCCGAGGGACAUCGGGCAUCGGCGGAGCAAUUAUAAGAUCAAUAGCAGAACUACAACUCCGCUGCUGCGCAUCCGUUGAUGUUUCUGCAGCGUUCCGAAGGGUGUGGACAUCGUCGGAAGUUUUGCGUGUUAAAGGAUACGGCCGCGGUGGUCGGUACGAAGGCUUCAAGAUUGCUCGAAAACCGUCGCGCGAGGUGCGCAGGAGUGGUAGAGCUGCGGAAAUAGGGGGUGCCGGCGUAAUGCAGCGGGUGGGCGCAGCCGGGGGGCCCGGGCCCAUCGGCUUUCAGGGCCCUCCAAGAUCAUUGAAAAUCUCACCGGUGAACAUACAGGAGGAGUCCGCCGAUCCCACGCAGAAAAGCAGAAGUUCGCUCUGUGUUGGCUGCGGCAGUCGGAUUCAUGACCAGUGGAUUUUAAGGGUAGCACCUAAUCUUGAAUGGCAUGCGGCAUGUUUAAAGUGUGCCGAAUGUCAACAGUUCUUGGACGAAAAAUGCACCUGUUUCGUGCGAGACGGCAAAACCUACUGCAAGCGCGAUUACGUGAGGUUGUUUGGCACGAAAUGCGACAAGUGUAGCCAGUGCUUUAGCAAAAAUGACUAUGUGAUGAGAGCGAAAACUAAGAUCUAUCACGUGGAGUGCUUUCGGUGCAGUGCUUGCUUGAGGCGGCUGGAGACCGGCGAUGAAUUCGCUCUAAGGCAAGACGGUCUCUUUUGUCGACACGAUCACGACGUUCUCGAAGGCGGAAAGCAUUGUACCGGUACUGUCGGUAUGCCCGGAAGCGAAAACAACAAUAAUGCCUCUCUGACAAACAACAAUCAUCAUUUGCACCCGAACGACGGUUCAAUGUCAGAUUCCGGAUCCGAGAGCGGGUCGCAUAAAGCGGGUGUUGGUGGUGUUCGCGGUUCAGGUGGUCACAAAAGCGGCGGCGGAUCCGACGGAAAACCGACGAGGGUGCGCACAGUUCUCAAUGAGAAGCAGUUACACACUCUCAGAACUUGCUACGCUGCGAACCCGCGCCCGGAUGCACUUAUGAAGGAACAGCUCGUUGAGAUGACCGGACUAAGUCCGCGUGUGAUCAGGGUAUGGUUUCAGAACAAGAGAUGCAAGGAUAAGAAAAAGACGAUCGCUCUGAAGCAGCAAAUGCAAGAAAAGGACGGGCGUAAAUUAGGUUUCGGGGGCAUGCAUGGCAUUCCCAUGGUUGCCAGCAGCCCCGUGAGACACGAGAGCCCCAUCGGCAUGACGCCUUUGGAGGUUCAGGCUUAUCAGCCACCAUGGAAAGCGCUUUCAGACUUCGCGCUUCACACGGACUUGGACCGAUUAGAUCCCAACGCACCGUCUUUCCAUCAUUUGGUAUCUCAGAUGCACGGCUACGACUUGCACGGGGGUCCGCCGCCGCAAUUGCCGCCUCCGGGGAUGCUCGGCGGGCCGAUGAACGACGGCGGGGGUGGACCGUUACCGCCGCCGGGGCCUCAUCAUCCGGGUAGCGGCGGGCCGGACAUGGGCCAGCAUCCCGACAGCACCGACAGCUACGUGACCUACGUCGAGAGUGACAGUGACUCGUUUCACCACGACACGGGAAGUCCAUAGUGUCGUGCACGACACAAAUGCAAAAUAACACCCCCGCCGUCCUUCGCUUUCGUAGCGACUUUCGUCGUGAUUCUCGCCGUGACAGUGAGAUGCUUGCAACGAAGGAUUUACUAGCUCGAAACCGGAAUACCCGAUACGGAUACGGUGACAUUUAGAUACCAAAGGACCCCGUGUCUCAUCGAUUUUACGGCGAUAACGGAACAAGGCGCUUACCGCCUACGAUCAGACGGGAUUCAGAGAAAUGACUUGGAAACGACAACGACGGAUGCAUUAAAAAUAAGCGGGAGGGGGAGGGGAGGGGGGGGGGAUAAUAUUGCUCUAUCUUGGAUUAUUCCGCACAAAUUGACAUAUAAAAGUAAUGCUUUCAUUUCUAACAUAAUUUCUUUGAAACAUUGCAAUAAGGCGAGAGAAAUACUCGCGAGACACAACUAUCUCAUUGAUUGUUCAGAAGAUAGAGGUUUGGAUGCUAAGAAUUCAUUAUCUCCCUUAUAUGUUAUCAAUCUAUUCGCAUAAAAUCAUCGAUGAUUCUCGUUUAGACCGAACGUUACGUUAUUCAAUCCUGCCAUUCUAUUUUUCAGUACAUAGCGUUUCUAUAUGUAUUUACUGUUCACGUUGUGUUCUAAUGAUAAAAAUUAUCCCUGAUAUUAUGAUAUCAGUUACGCUAAAAAAAAACUUGCAAACGGCUUGCGCGUGUGUCGUUAACUGCCUGUAUAUAAAAGAAGAGAAAGAAGUGAUUCGACAUCCAGUACUGAAAAUAUACUGUAUAUAGUUGCUAAUCGCUGUAAAUCUGGAGCAAUGUUAAAUCAUAAUGUACUCAGGCGCAAGUUAUAGCGUAGAAUAUGAAUAGUGGAAUAUAUAUAUGUAGGCACACUAAAUUUGCAUUAACAAUUGCAUUAUUCCAAUUACGUUAAGUUUCAGAAUGGCAAAAAUGUGCUCAUAAAAAGAUUACAAAUGCCAUACGGCAUUUUAUUUAUCCAUCUUCGACGAAAAAGUUGCCAUUAUCAUCGUUGACAUUUUGCGUUAUCUUUCAAGUUUGUCUGAAUGAAAGACGAUACUGUAUUUAUAUGACACACGUCUUUUGUUAAAAGAUGGACAAUUAUCGAAAAAAAGCACAAGAGAGCGGUGUUUCUUUAUUUAUGUUAGGUAUAAAAAAGAUUUUUACAAACUAUACAAUUAAAGACGUCUCGCAGAAGGCAAGUUAAUUAAGAAAAAUUGAUAGAAAUUUGUAGUAUGAUUUUAUGAAUUUAUAAAUUUAUAAUUCUUGCUACAAAAAAUACGCAACAAGUUUCACAAUUGUGAAAUUAAAUUUGCUUUUAUUACUUGCUAUUUCUGUCCAUUUAUUUUAAAAUUGAUGUUGCAAUCAUUUUAAUGCCAAUAAAUCUUAUGAAAUGGAAGAAUUAAAUCGAAAAAUGUAAUUUAAUUUAAAAGUAAGAGAAUGAAAAUACACUUUCAUUCUCUUUACUUUUUUUACAGAGCAAAUUUGAAAUCAUACAUAAAUAUCUAAAUAUAAUUUUUCUCUAUUGAUCCCAAAUACUUAUGUGAUUCUGAUCUUGAAAAGUGUAUAUUAUCAGUAAAUAUUAUCAGACUAUUUAAGAUACAGAGAUUAUAAACCGUAACAUUAAACAAAUUUUAAAACAGU